Messenger RNA from Morus notabilis, 3850 nucleotides. Its product is annotated as DNA ligase 4. The record is from RefSeq and is a predicted model, not a curated record. Gene Ontology annotation, biological process: double-strand break repair via nonhomologous end joining; nucleotide-excision repair, DNA gap filling; DNA recombination. Gene Ontology annotation, cellular component: DNA ligase IV complex. Lineage: Eukaryota; Viridiplantae; Streptophyta; Magnoliopsida; Rosales; Moraceae. Gene Ontology annotation, molecular function: DNA binding; ATP binding; DNA ligase (ATP) activity. The transcript has 27 exons. Bases 43 to 3717 code for a protein of 1224 amino acids.
UACUAAAAGGACGUCGUGAUAAAGCUUCCAGAGCAAGCAACAAUGGCGACGGAGGAGACCAAGAUCAGCGUCCUGUGCAGCCUCUUCAACUGGAUGCUUCGGAGCAAGCCCGCCGCCAAGAAGCGCUCCAAGUUCCGCAAGUUUCUCGACACUUUCUGCAAAAAUGGCGACUACUUCCCCGCCAUUCGACUGCUCCUCCCCAACCUCGACCGUGAGAGGGGAUCCUACGGCCUCAAGGAGUCCGUCCUCGCGACGUCCCUCAUCGACGCUCUCGGCAUCUCCAGGGACUCCGAGGACGCGCUCCGCCUAAUCAAUUGGCGGAAGGGCGGCGCCGCCAAGGCCGGAGCUUACGCCGGUAACUUCGCCCUCGUCGCCUUCGAGAUACUGGAGCGUAGGCAAGGAAUGGCUUCUGGUGGACUAACAAUCAAGGAGCUGAAUGACUUGCUGGAUCGUUUGGCUUCAAGUGAAAGCAGGUCAGAGAAGAUUUCAGUUCUCUCUACUUUGAUUAGCAAGACAAAUGCACAAGAAAUGAAGUGGAUUAUUAUGAUUAUUCUAAAAGAUCUGAAGUUGGGGAUCAGUGAAAAAAGCAUCUUUCAUGAAUUUCAUCCAGAUGCAGAAGACUUGUUCAAUGUCACCUGUGACUUGAAAUUGGUCUGUGAAAAGCUUAGAGAUCGAAGUCAACGCCAUAAGCGUCAGGACAUUGAAGUUGGAAAAGCAGUUCGUCCUCAACUAGCUAUGAGAGUUGCGGAUGCAACUACUGCAUGGAAGAAGCUUCUUGGAAAGGAAGUGCUUGUUGAGUGCAAAUUUGAUGGUGAUCGCAUCCAAAUUCACAAGAAUGGAACUGAUAUACAUUACUUCUCAAGGAAUUUUCUUGAUCACACAGAAUAUGAACAUGGAAUGUCGGAUAUUAUUAAACAAAAUGUUCUGGCUGAUAGGUGUAUAUUGGAUGGUGAAAUGUUGGUGUGGGACACAUCUUUAAAUCGUUUUGCCGAGUUUGGUUCAAACCAAGAGAUAGCUAAGGCAGCAAGGGAUGGAUUUGAUAGUGAUCGUCAUUUAUGCUACGUUGCAUUUGAUAUUCUUUAUGUUGGAGACACAAGUGUAAUUCAUCAGAGCUUGAAGGAACGACAUGAGCUGCUUCAAAGAGUUGUGAAGUCUUUGAAGGGCCGUCUAGAAAUCUUACUACCAGAUGGUGGUGGUCUUAAUACUCGUCGUUCUCCAGGUGAACCUUGUUGGUCGCUUAUUGCUCAUAACGUUGAUGAUGUUGAAAUAUUUUUCAAAGAGACUAUUGAAAAUAGAGAUGAAGGGAUUAUUCUGAAGGAUCUUGGUUCCAAGUGGGAACCUAGUGAUAGGAGUGGAAAGUGGUUGAAAUUGAAGCCUGAUUAUGUUCGUGCUGGUUCUGAUCUGGAUGUUCUCAUAAUAGGGGGAUACUAUGGCUCUGGACGUCGUGGAGGGGAGGUGGCUCAAUUCUUAGUGGGCAUUGCAGAGCGUCCAACACCAAAUACACAUCCAAGACGAUUUAUAUCGUUUUGUAGAGUGGGUACUGGACUUUCUGAUGAGGAUCUAGAUGCUGUUGUAAACAAGUUAAAGCCUUUUUUCAGGAAGUAUGAAUAUCCCAAGAAGGCCCCACCAAGCUUUUAUCAAGUGACGAAUAAUUCCAAAGAGAGGCCAGAUGUUUGGAUUGACAGCCCAGAGAAAUCAAUAAUACUUUCUAUUACCAGUGACAUUCGAACUAUAAGGUCUGAGGUUUUUGCUGCACCAUACAGCUUGAGAUUUCCACGUAUUGACCGAGUUAGAUAUGACAAGCCUUGGCAUGAAUGCCUUGAUGUGCAAUCAUUUAUAGAGCUGGUACAAACAACCAAUGGCACCACCCAUAGGGGGACAGAUUCUGCUGCAGUGCAACAUAGUAAACAAAAACGCACGAAAUCCUCUACAAGGGAAGACAAAAAGAAGCUGUCUGUCGUUCCUUCACAUUUAGUUCAAACAGAUAUUUCUGGUGUUAAGGAGGGCGACACAAUAUUUUCAGGCAUGAUGUUCUACUUUGUGAAUGUGCCUCCAACUCAUUCGCUCGACUCCUUGCACAAAAUGGUUGCUGAAAAUGGGGGCACUUUUUCCAUGAAUCUGAACAAUUCAGUCACUCAUUGUGUUGCAGCUGAAAGCAAGGGGAUUAAAUUUCAGGCGGCGAAGCUUCGUGGAGAUAUUAUUCAUUACUCUUGGCUAUUGAAUUGCUCUUCUCAAAAGAAGCUCCUUCCUCUACAACCAAAGUAUUUCCUCUUUCUAUCUGAUUCUUCAAAAAAGAAGUUACAAGAAGAAAUUGAUGAGUUUUCUGACUCGUACUACUGGGAUCUAGACCUUGCUGGCAUCAAACAGCUCUUAAGCAAUGUGGAUAGAGCGGAAGAUACAAAAACAAUUGAUCAUUUCAAGGAAAAGUACAGUCUGGCCAAGUGGUCCCGCUUCCAUGGCUGCUUCAUAUACUUCCACGCGUCACCAGAGUCUCUGAAACCGGAUUGGGAAGUGUUGUUGGGGCUCUCUCUUCGGAGGUUAAAAGUUGAAGUCAACAUGAAUGGUGGCAGAGUCAGCAAUAGUCUUGCUCAGGCUACCCAUUUGGUUGUCUUAUCAGUCCCAGGAUUUACCCUGGACUUGGAAAAUGUAUUGCAAAGUUUUAGUGGAACGGAAAAACGUCUUAUCUGGAAUGGAAAGUUACAUAUUGUCCAAUCUCAAUGGUUGGAAGAUUGUGUGGAAAGGGAACAAAGGUUGCCAGAAGAAACAUAUAGUUUGAAGCCUUUGCUGGAACAGUUGAAAAUUGAAGAUUGGAAUCAGGACAUGGAUCUAGAAGUCUCUUCUGAUCUCGACAUUGUGAAGAAGCAGAAUGUUUCAUUGUCACCUAGCAAAGAAGGAAAUAAUAGAAAAGGCAGUGAGGCUCCAGAAAGCCCAGGAAUCCGGCCUGUACUUGAGGUUGGUUCCAAGAGGAAACGAGGAAGACCUGCUGGGAACAGAGGAAAAGCAGUGGCAAAGCCAGCUCGUAAAACUCGAGCACGUGUUGGAAGUAAGGCUGCUAAAAUAUCUGGAAACGAAUCGGAUGAUAGUGUUUCUGAUGAAGAAAACACUACUAAAGAAGAGAGCAAACAACUGGGGGAAAGUCAUGGAAAUAUAGUUGAGGAACAAUCGCAAAUAAGCAAAGCAAAAGGAGGCGCCAAGCAAGUUCGAAGAACAAGGGCACGCAUUGGAAAGAAGCCUGCUAAAAUAUCUGGCAAUGAAUCAGAGGAUAAUGCUUCUCAAGACGAAAGUACAUUCAAAGAACCGGCCAACAAGCAAAUAGAGGAUAUCCAUGAGAGGAUAGAUAUAGGCACUUCACAAACCCGUGAAACCAAAACGAUAGAAAAGUCCGAGUCAUCAGAAAAAGGCAAUGCGGAUAAGCAAGAAGGUGAAGGGAAUAUUAGGUAUUGGUUCAAUAAAGUUCCUGAGAAUGAAACGAGUGAAAAGCAAAAUAGUGAAAACAGUCAGCCGCCGCCGCCGCCGCCCGAGAAGCUUGAACUUAUGACUGAUCCUGUUCAUGCCAUGUUGUUGGACAUGAUUCCGAGGCUUGGAAAGGAGAAAGUCGAAAUUACAAAUACAAGUACUGAAGAUAAGAAGCCAGCAGUGGAUCCUAAUGCACCACAGCCUAAAAAGAAGAAAGUUAGCUACAAGGAUAUUGCUGGGGACCUACUCAAGGAUUGGUAGUUACUUUUGUGUUAGCCUUUUGGUUGCAUCUGUAUAUAAUUAGUUUCUUAUUGUAUAUUUAUCUCUUUUUUACUCGCUUGUUACUAUGACACUCCUAUUAAGUUUCUCAGUGUAUAAUGUAUAUUUAUCACUC